Molecule: messenger RNA, 3034 nt
Organism: Myxocyprinus asiaticus (Chinese sucker)
Lineage: Eukaryota; Metazoa; Chordata; Actinopteri; Cypriniformes; Catostomidae
Product: equilibrative nucleobase transporter 1-like
Exons: 12
Coding region: 44-1531 (495 amino acids)
Biological process (GO): transmembrane transport
Molecular function (GO): transmembrane transporter activity
Source: RefSeq, a predicted model, not a curated record
GCUUGCUGAGGCUGUUUGAAAAGAGGAUUGAGUGAAAGACAAAAUGUUUGGCUGUAAGGGUGGUUGGCAGAAGGUUCGCUCCUGGUUUACUCUAGUCUCAGGGUUAAUGGAAUGUUUGGGGUUUGCUGGCGCCGUGUUUGGCUGGGCAUCGCUGGUCUUUGUGCUGAAAACCGAGGGCUACUUCAGUGAUCUGUGUGUGAACGCCACCGUAAAUGGAACUAUCAUUGAAGAUUGCAGAGGGCAGGAUGAGCAGCUUUCCCUCAUCUUUACUAUCGCCUCUUUCAUGAACAACUUCCUCCUGCUGCCAAACGGCUUCCUUUUUGACCACUUUGGUACCGCGGUUGCCAGACUACUGGGAAUAUCCGUUUACACUACAGGAAUGUUGUUAAUAGCCUUUUCAAGCCCUGCUAACUCCAUCCUCCUCUUUCCUGCUCUGUCCUUCAUUGCUGUGGGGGGAAUUCUGUUCUUGGUGACCAAUAUUCAGGUGGGGAAUCUCUUUGGCAAACAUCGCUCGACUAUAAUCACUAUGUAUAAUGGAGCUUUUGACUCUUCCUCAGCAGUCUUCCUCAUCAUCAAGCUGCUGUUUGAGGAUGGUGUCUCUCUGCGAGGGUCUUUUCUCUUCCUGUCCUGCUGCAGUGUCAUUCAUGUGUUCCGUACAUUUGUGCUCUUGCCUUGUACACGUAUCCCAUACCCCCUCCCUGAGAACUUCACCUACGGUGUGAAAUGUGGGGAGACUCAGGAUUAUGCUAUUGCAAUGACUGAAAAGAACAACAUCCAGGCUUCACAGACUGAAGAGGAAAUGCCAUUUAAAGAGAAUUCUGCCCAAGGCCAAAACACAGACAAAAUGGAGCAAGGCUUCAAGAGCUGUUUCCUGUCCUGGUUCUUUAUGUGGCAUAUGCUGUGGCUUUCUGUGAUGCAGCUGAGACACUACUUGUUCAUUGGGACUUUAAACCAUAUGCUAAAUCAUCUUGCUGGUGGAGAUCCAGGCCUUGUGAGCAGAUAUACAAAUGCGUUUGCGUUCACUCAGCUGUGUGGUAUCCUGUGUGCCCCCUGGAACGGCCUUAUCAUGGACCGCCACAAGGGAAAAGAACGGGAACCAGGACAGAGUGAGCAGGAAGCUGACCUGAAGGCAGCCGUUCUGUCCCUGUCACUGACUGCACUUCAGUGUUUGCUGUUUUCAGUGUGUGCCGCCAUACCUAUCCUCCCUCUGCAGUACCUCACCUUCAUCCUUCAGGUCCUGAACAGAUCAUUCCUCUACGGAGGAAAUGCUGCCUUCAUCAGUGUGGCGUUUCCACCAGUACACUUCGGAAAGCUGUUUGGAAUGGUGAUGGCUCUCUCAGCCAUGGUGUCUCUGCUCCAGUAUCCCUGCUUCACCCUUAUAAAAGGACCACUAGGUGGAGAUCCUCUCUAUGUGAACAUCGGUCUGACCGUUCUGAGUCUCCUGGCCUUCAUCAACCCUCUCUAUGUUUAUCUGCACUGCCGGCGUCAAGCAGCCCAGCGAGCCAGUACCAACAGCAGUGCCUCUUCAUAAGCCCACUCUGCAAAGGGAAUAUCAGCCUGACCUCUGACUUUUAAAACUGCUUUGUGUUACUUGUUUUUUUUUUCUUUAACAAAAAGAGACAAAAACAUUCCUAUCAUGGAAAGGAAUGUGUUACUAACCUUUCCGUGACCCUUGACCCUGUGAAGGCAUGCGGUUUAUUAUCUGUGCUGAAUAUUACAGCAGGAAAUUUAACAGCCACCCUCCACCCUCUUUACUAAUAUUCUCGCACUCCCUGCCUCUUGGAUUUUGCAAUAUGGAGGGAGGCAUGUCAUUAUGAACACUCAUACACACGCAUAAAAGAAGAUUAUACGCAAAUAAGAAAAUAUUGAGAGGCUCUAGUAAAAGGCUCUUGCCAAAGAACAUACACCGUUAUGUGUUUCGUAAUGGCAAACUUUAAAGGAAUAGUUCAUUUGGAUUUAAAGGCAGAAUUAAGGUAAUCCAUACAUCUCAAGUGGUUUAAUCUAUGUCUUCUGAAGCAAUUGAAUUAUCGCAUUGGGUGAGACAACCGUGUUCUCUCAUGGUCGCGCCUAGACUGCUGAUUUAAGAUUUAUAGUGUAUAAGGACUUAAAUUUUGGUCUGUGUUUCACCCAAAACCAUAUCGCUUCAGAAGACUUGUAUUAAACCACUUGUGCUGUAUGGAUUAAUUUCAUGCUGUCUUUAUGUCCUUUUUGAAAAACGUUUUGGACCCCAUUGACUUACAUUAUAGGGACAUCAUACAUCUAUCAAAAUACCUUUUGAAGAAAAUCAUACAAGUUUGAGAGGGCAUAAGGGUGAGUAAAUGAUAAGAGCAGUGUCAUUUUUGGGUGAACUUUUCCUUUUAAAGUUGAAGUAUGUAAUUCUGGUGUCUAUAGCGACACCAAACGGAAUUGCAGAAAUAAUGGCUGCUUUCAAAAAGUUUGAUAAAGAUAAAAAUAAAAGUUAUAAAGAUAAACAUUUAUAUAAAUAUAAACGUUAUAAAAGAUGAUAUAAAGUUAUAAGACUACUAGAGUAGGGAUAAUCAUAAGGGAUCCCUGUUAGAAUAUGAUGACAUGGAGAUUUCAACCAAACAGGGGAGAAAUCUCUGCAAAUGUAUUGUCAAACUGGUAUAAAUUCAGUGUAUCUUGAACUUGCUAUUACUAGUAAUGCGCACUUAACUCCGUACAUGUGCACAAACGUCUAAAUUUCCUUCUCGACCAAUGUUUACCUGUUCAUGUGAAUUUGUAUGGUUGUUUGAGCCCUCUGUUGGACACUGAAGGAAUUACAUAGUGCUCAUAACCGUUUAACAGUAGUGUUAAUGAUCUGCUGGCUGAAAGACGUUUUUUUUUUUUUUCUUCAGAUGUAUCAGUAUUAUACGGAAGCUCUGAACCGCAAGGUGGAGAAAAAAAAAAAAAUAGGCUCAGGAAGGAACUGAGACACUAAGUCUUAAUUUUUUUUUCUCUCUUCCUAAAAGUUUUUUUUCUCUCUCUUCCAAAAUUUUUUCUUUUCUCUUCACUAAAUUUUUUCUCUCUUCCAAAA